Molecule: messenger RNA, 2094 nt
Organism: Tuber melanosporum (Perigord truffle)
Lineage: Eukaryota; Fungi; Ascomycota; Pezizomycetes; Pezizales; Tuberaceae
Exons: 4
Coding region: 980-2071 (363 amino acids)
Cellular component (GO): fungal-type vacuole; plasma membrane
Source: RefSeq, a predicted model, not a curated record
GAGCGUUGAACAAUGGGGGUGAGAUCAAGAGGCUCAGGUCGGGGGAAUAAUGUUCCCGAUGGCUUCGAGUCAUGACGACCACCCCGACUACCAAUCCACCAAUAGCAAAAGCGCGCGCCAGUACGGACGUACAGCAUGCACCAAUCCACCGCCUACUGGUAGGAUACUCGAGCAGAGUAGAGUACUGUACUGUACUCUACCGAUCAACCUGCCGCAAUGCAAAAAGUUCAAUGAAACUUGCUACCGUACUGCUGCUGCUUCUGUAUGCAGAACCUUCAACACCGGCUUUUUGUGCAACAAGGCGGGGGGGAAGGUACUGUAUGGCCGCGUAAUGUAACAAUACCCCCUCCCAUCUCGCUAAACGUCCAAUUCAAAGCCCCUCCCCAAACCUUUAAGCUCGCGGCUAUACUCGAGUAAGGUACUGGUACCAGUACUGUACCGCUAUCAUACCAGUAACAGCCCUGACGGGCCUUCAAUGAGAACCCUUCAAUAAGAACCUAAAGUCCCCGACAUGUACAUCUCAAUGUCUCCGCCUACUAAAAUUCCCCCGAAUCGGACCGCCGUGCAUGUUACAGCGUGCAUUGGGCUCUAACAUAGUGAAUGAAUGCUCCGCCACAUAUUUCCGAGUUGGAUUCGAAUUAAGCACUCUACUAGGAUGAUAGGUGUUGCGUCCUGCCGAAUCCAGUGUGAAUCGAAUAGUGCAAAAGGACCCACCUUCCAUGCAGGACCUAACGAUAUAAGUACCCAUAUGGCGCCCGAAUGAUAGGAUAAACUAUACAAGCACAACACAGCUGAGUGCAAAAGCAGGCAUACCGGCAGUCUGAAAACGAAUUCGAGGAUUAUAUAGCCUGCCAUCCCCAAGCCAGCGGAAAGAGAGAAGGAAAAAAGUCAAUCAUCCAAGCGCAGCAUUAUCACCAGCACUUUUACAAAAAAAAAAAACCCCCUUCGAGUCAAAUUUCGUCCAACGACACUUUCGACAAUGUCCGAAAAAUUGAUUGAGGGUCACAACAUGACCUACUGGAACAGUAUCGAUUGCGAUCUCGAUAUAUGCCCUCUCAAGGCCUCGUUUUGGGAUUACCGGCCCUCUCUUGCCCUCAACUAUCUCCUGAUUGCACUCUUUGGUCUGUCUAUGCUUGCGCACAUUGGGCAAGGAAUCAAGUACAAGACAUGGGGUUUCCUAGCGUCGAUGUUCCUUGGGUGCUUUACUGAAAUCAUUGGAUAUGCUGGGCGGAUAUGGGCUUACCAUGAACCCUUCUCAAUGGAUCCUUUCCUUAUGCAAAUCUGCAGCUUGACCCUUGCUCCGGCCUUCCUGUGCGCAGGAAUCUAUCUCUGCCUCUCCAGAAUUGUGAUGGUCUUCGGUGCCGAAACCUCCCGCAUACCUCCAAAAGCUUACACAUACAUCUUCGUGACCUGCGAUUUCGUCUCCCUCUGCCUGCAGGGAGCGGGCGGUGGUAUCGCCUCCACCCUCUCGCAGGACGACAAAGACCCGGCACCCGGGAACAAUGUCAUGCUGGCGGGUCUGGGUUUCCAAGUCUUCACGCUGGUCCUCUUCAUGUUGCUUUGCGCAGAGUACGCCUACCGCGUCAAGAACACGACGCAAAGCUUCGACGUCACACACGCGAAGCUCCGCUCCUCCAAGAAGUUCCGUGGCUUCCUGGCUGCGCUCUCGUUGGCGACCAUUCUCAUCUUCAUCAGGAGUAUUUAUAGGGUCAUUGAGAGGGCGCAGGGGUGGGACGGCGAGCUCACCAAGAACGAGACAUUGUUCUUUGUGCUCGAGGGGGUUAUGGUUGUCAUCGCCGUGCUCGUGUUGAACGUUUUCCACCCCGGGUGGUGCUUCAGGGAGGCAAUAUUGGACCAGUUGGGAUUCGGGAAAAAAUCGGUUUUCCGGAAUUUAGGGGGGGAAGCGAUGAGGUGGAAGUGUCAUUUUUGUUGUGCCCCUAGCUGGUUAAUCACCCCCCCCCCCCCGGCGGGCUUUUUGGUUUAUGUUUUUGCUUCCCGUUUAUUUUGUUUAUUUCGUUUUGUCCUUGUUUCAAGAGUUGGCACGGAUAUAUAUAUGGACUACCACUUAUAAAAUUUAUCUUUCUUUUCAUCUCA